CUCUAUGGGUCUUGUAACACGCAAUCGAGCAGCUGGAGCCCCGCCGGCUUCAGCUUGGGUGCGUCGGAGAGGACACGCGGCGUACUAGAGGAUCCUGCACUGUGCGCAGGUGUACUUUGACUCUGUUGCGUUGCAGAUUUGGCAGGGGGGGCGUUUGUUCGGAGGCAUGACGGUUGGAGACCUGGGCAGGGGGACUACUUGGCAGGACAAGAACAACAACGAAGGCUAUGCAUGCAUCGUCGGGCCAGGCACCGGCGACGAACGUGGGCAGCAACCGCCAGAGAGAUACCCCCAGGAAAUUGGGAAGAAAAUGCGCAGGAUAUUGCGCGCAGCGAGGGGAAGGCGGCGGCCGGCGGGGAGAGUGGGAGAGGUGGUGGCGUCGAGGAGGAGAAAGCUAAAAGGGGAGUGCGCCGUGGCGCCGAAGCGCCCGGCGAUCGAGGGACGGGCGGCUGUUGGCUGGGCAGAGCGGCUGCGGAGGUGCAGACGACUCCACGGUCUAUAUCCCGACGUCCUCCCGCUGCCCCUCUUUCCCUCACCCGCUCUUUCUCUUUCUCCCCCAUCUACUACUUACCCUUCUCCCACCAUGGUCCAUGCGACCGCCUGGAUACCGCUUUCUCUCGCCGCGCUCGCGCUCGCGGACCCCAUCCAUGUCCCGCUUUCCAAGAGAGCCACUGGCCGGCGCGUGAAGGACGUCAGCCGGUACCCCGCGGCCGGCGACUUUGUCAGGAGCAAGUACGGCUUCGAGACCAUGGCGAGCAAGCUCAGGAAGAGAGGCGAGACCGUGGGCACGCAGCUCACCAACCAGGUGAGCAUUGUUCCCCUACCUCGCCUGUCGGUCGUCAGGCAGGGCGCCCAUGAUUUUCCGUGUCAUGUCGAGGGACGCUGUGAAAUAGGAUCGUCAUGCACAUUGGAUGUACAGCUCGUGUGCUCUGUUCUAGGGCAUGGGCCGGGAGUUCGCCCCACCUUCAUUGCACCUUUCCGGAUGCUCGUUCAUUCCAUGGGUGCACACGUCCUGCAAUGCAAAGGGCAUCAUGCUCGAGCCAUGGCCCGGAGCAAAGGCAGGCAGGAACUGCGCAUCCAAGCGCGAACACCAACUCUAUCGGCGUGCGAUUCUAGCACAACUCUGUAUCCUGGACUCGAGUAUGCCUGGGCUGGUGGUGCCCGUUGCCUGCCCCACCGCCCUCCUUGUUGCUGCGCACUGCGCAUUCAUGUCGAAUGUAUGAUCGGAUAUGCGUGCGGAUCGCCCCGUGCGGUCACUUCCACGCUUGGCUAGCUAGGCAUGUUGUCCGGCGGCUGUUCGUUCUUCUGUGACUUGCUACGCAAUGUAG
Messenger RNA from Fomitopsis serialis, 1328 nucleotides. RefSeq lists its product as uncharacterized. Bases 167 to 1273 code for a protein of 368 amino acids. The record is from RefSeq and is a predicted model, not a curated record. The transcript has a single exon. Lineage: Eukaryota; Fungi; Basidiomycota; Agaricomycetes; Polyporales; Fomitopsidaceae.